Mesocestoides corti is the source of this 663-nucleotide messenger RNA. The record is from the annotation of a GenBank genome assembly. NCBI's taxonomy places the organism in Eukaryota, Metazoa, Platyhelminthes, Cestoda, Cyclophyllidea, Mesocestoididae.
AUGGAUUCUGUGCUUAAAGCAGGCAGAGCACUUGGCUACGUCAUUCAUACGUCCUACCGCACAUUUUUGGAGGGCCUUUACAGGGAGUUUGAACGGGAUCCCCAGCUAGUAAAACCAGUCGUGAAUGACACAAACAAUUUUGCCCGCCGCGUGCCUUCUGAUGAGGGGUCAGAUGAGUCUGGGGAUGACUCAUCAGAUUUAGACGAGUCAGACGACGACGAAUCGGAAGAUGAAAGUGGUGACGAAACGGACGAGAGCCCUAGAAGCCUCGAGCGAAAGCGAAAAUGCUGCCUGUGUUGCGCGUGUUUUGAAUGCUGCGUAUGCUUCCGCAUACCCUGUAGGUACCCCUUCGACGCUGUGUACCACGCCUUCCAGCGAAAGAUCGAUGGCUGCCCAGUCGCUUGCCCCACUCUGAUACCUCGAAGUGUCGAAGAGGAGUGGCGUUUCAAGGGUGGUUAUGGAGCGAGGUUUGCAAUCUGUGAGUCCUGUUCCUCGCCUGAGUGCAUCGUUUGCCUCAAGUGGUUCGACACGUUGCUCUGUCCAGUGUGCGCUCUUUGGGAGAUAGUCAAAGGCAUCGACUUCGGGUACAGGCGAUUCCGCAUUCAAGCCUACAUCCACAGACAUCACGAAGCAGUCAGAGGCUACAAGACGAUGUGGGUGUAG